UGAGAUGAGCUAGAUUAAAUGUAGCGUUGCAGAACGGGGACUCUGGACAGCAGAAUCAGCUCCGGACUGAGCACAAUCUGGAUUCAGAGAUUCUAACGUCAAGCCUGGGCUAUCGCGUAUUAUUCGUGUAGAUGAGAAACUAGAAAAUCUUCUGUCAGGGAAAGGCUUCAUGAAAUAGUCUCAUUGUUUUGGAUUAGAAAGAUGAUUUCCCCGUGGGACAGAUGGUAUACGACCAGCUGCUGCCUCUGCUGUCAUGUUCGGACGGGCACCAUUAUCUUGGGCAUUUGGUAUAUGCUCAUCAACGCAGUGGUUCUACUCAUCCUGUUAUCCGCCCUAAAUGACCCGGUCCAGUAUCACUACCAUCUCACCAGUACCGAGUUGGGAACAGACUUUGAUGUCAUGGACGAUGCAAAUAUGUGUAUUGCUGCUGCCAUUUCCUUGCUUAUGAUUCUUAUCUGUGGCAUGGCAACAUAUGGGGCUUAUAAGCAACAUGCUGCUUGGAUCAUUCCAUUUUUCUGCUACCAAGUCUUCGACUUUGCCCUUAACACCCUGGUAGCCAUCAGUGUUGUGGUCUAUCCCAACACAGUGCAAGACUACCUUCAGCAGCUGCCUGGAACCUUUCCAUACAAAGAGGACAUCAUGUCCACAAACAACCUGUGCCUAGUCUUUGCAGUGCUCCUCUUUGUUGGGUGCAUCCUGGCCUUUAAGGCCUACCUGAUUGCCUGCGUGUGGAACUGCUACAGAUACGUCAGUGGAAGGCUCUCCACAGAGGUGCUGGUGUACGUCACCACAAACGACACCGCAGUACUGCUACCGGCAUAUGAAGAGGCCAUUGCACUCCCACCGAAAGAACCACCUCCUCGAUACGUGUCAGCAUGAGAGCAGUUGAGAGCCAGCACAUGCCAGAGACACUUUUCUCAAUAAGCCCUUCCCCAAAUCCUCUCCCUCCCUGUCCUCUCCAAAGAAAGGACCUUUCCUGGCCUUCCCUGCACCCCUCCCCCCUCCCCCCACCCUUUCUCUCUCCGGAGGUGUGAGCAUGACCUUUGACAUGUCCAUUCUCUCUCCUGAGGCGUGAGCAUGACCUUUGACAUGUCCUUUCCUGUGCGGCGCUUCCCAGCUGUCCUGCUAUGACUAGAUAUGUGUCGGCUCGUAUUCCAUUAGCGCUGUCAGUGAUUAUACGUGCACCCCUCAACGCGCCUCCAAAACUCAACUCCCUCCAUCCUAGCCUGUCCUGACCCCAUCCACUCUUUUCUUAUACUGUGAAUUUCUCCAGAACUGUCAUCUGCUGAGAUAUCUCAUUUUUUUGUAAAGCAAUGAGAGUGACAUGUUUGAGAGGUUACGCAAAAGCACUUUUCAAAUGACCAUUUCUUUGGUGAACUGCCCCAAAUGUAAGGACGAGGGGUUUCUCUGUUGUACUAUGUUUUUAUUUACAAACUGUGUCCUAAGAAAGAGGAAAUACCAUGAUUUCCAAAGUCUAUGAACUGUUCGAUUCAGUUGAAUUUAUUUAUAUAGUGGUAAUAACGAUCGAAAUGGUCUCAAUGCGCUUUGCAGAGCCCUCUACUAAACAAGCACUAAGGUGACAGUGGCAAGGAAAAACUCCCUUUCAACAGGAAGAAACUUUGAGCAGAACGCAGCUCAUAAUGUUAACAUUCAGUAGCACUUAUUAAAAUGACCCUUCAAAAAUCUGCAAUAAAUGUCUUCCUGAGAUAACACAUGUAACACUGUGUUAUCAUAACCCAAAUGUUUCGUAACACAAAUGUUCUACCUAUGAAUCAAGUUCAGUUGAAUUGUGGGUUCGGUACUCACUCUGUGAGGUGAGCUGGCUUUGGAUGUGUUAACUUAAUAUUGUAACAUGCAAUAUUUGCAGAUGGAUGCAAUAGAAAUGGUUUGGCUUCAUAAUGGUGAAGAGGGAAAAGGUCAAAUUAACAGAAAAUGUUUUUCUGUGUUCCUAUGCUGGCAGCUGACCUGUAAGGUUUUGCACAUAAUAUCAGUCUUGAUUUUGUCUUGUCUGUUGUAGACACUGUUUGAGAUGGUUGUGAAUGACUAACGAAUGAUAUGGAAGCAAUGAUAUGGUCAGUUUCUGGUCCAACACGUAUUUCCUGUUCCUGACCAUGACAGGGAAAAUAUGACGUGGUUUCCGAUCCAAUCUUUGUUAGCUUCAUAUAGCGUUAGCUUGUAAUCCUGUUUUCAUUUUUAUAAAGCUUUGAAAGGUCAUGUCCUGUAUUUUCUAUAAUGUCAUCUUUGGAAAAGAUACAGAUGUGGAUAUACCAUGAAAAACAGUGCAAUUAGUGAACAGUUAAUAUAGUUAAUAAUAUCAUAGAUGUUCAGCUUCUCUUUCAUCAUUUCACUGUUAUUGCAGCUUUUGCUAAUUAAACUUUUGUCUAAUCUAAUCUUUGUCUUGUCUAAGAUGAGGUGUGCAAAGACGCUGAGCAUUUCUAACAGACAAAUGAUAUGUGAUAAUUGUCACUGAUGUCUCAUUUCCCUCCGUGUUCAUGUGGAUCCAGUGUGUGUAUCUUAGGCUGUGUACAGUGGGCCACCAUUUAAAUGAACUAAAUCAUGCUUCUGACGCAGUUCAGAACCAGUGGAUUAAGAUCUGUUCUAGGGCUGUACCGUCCUGUCACACAUGUUGUCCUUGGGUCUGCACUAGACUGUCACAUCUCUUGAUAAUAAAAUGUCUCCUUCAGUACGUCAGCAGAA
Messenger RNA from Clupea harengus (Atlantic herring), 2697 nucleotides. It is a transcript of the gene laptm4b, whose product is annotated as lysosomal protein transmembrane 4 beta. The record is from RefSeq and is a predicted model, not a curated record. Lineage: Eukaryota; Metazoa; Chordata; Actinopteri; Clupeiformes; Clupeidae. Gene Ontology annotation, cellular component: lysosomal membrane.